This is a messenger RNA of Oryzias latipes (Japanese medaka), 7131 nucleotides long. The record is from RefSeq and is a predicted model, not a curated record. Lineage: Eukaryota; Metazoa; Chordata; Actinopteri; Beloniformes; Adrianichthyidae.
CAGGCAUAUUUUUUUUUUUUUGUCGUCCAAUUUGGCUCGUUCAACAUUUUGGGUUGCCGACCCCUGAGCUAUAAGAUGAACCUUUCAGCAUUUUCUUUCUCUCAGCACCACCACAAUACAAACAUUGUGUUGUGCUGAUAAGAUCAUAUGUGUCGAGUCAGAAUGCUGCUGCAAGCUUUGCUCAAACAUUUUAGAUGUUUGUCUUUGUUGUAACUUUUUACUUUGCCUUUACUAUAAACACACAAACAAAAACAGGUUUUUGUUUCAAUUUUUUUCUUUGACAUUUGAAAAAUUCUUAAAAAGCGUUUUAAGGUUAUGAGGUGUCUUUGGAUCUCAAUCCAAUAGAAAAUCUGUUGAGGGGUUGAAAGUUUAUUGUCCACUAUUAGCCCCACAAUAUCGCAGCUCUCAAGAAGAUCUGUAUGGAAGAAUGGACCAUAAAAGCAGAAAUAAUUAGUGCAAACCUGAUAAAGAUCUAUGGGUUGCAUUUGACCUCUAUCAUUGCAAAUCAGUGUUGCUUUUUUUUUUUUUAUUAAGGGGAGAUAUGUGAAAUGUGAGUAAAGAUUUAUUCGUUUUACAGAAAGAUUUGCAUGAAUUAAGUCCAUAAUCUUUGGCAGUUGGGCUCUAUACUGCUCACGUCUUGUGUGCUUGAUAUGAAGUCAAACCCCUGAUGAAUGAAUCGAGACCAUGCCAAAGCAUCACUGCAGGUGGAGAACAGGUUAUAAGAGGGCUAGUGAGCAUCUAGAAUGCAGAGAGAAAAUUCAUAUUAUUUUCUCUCACAGUUGAAGUGUAUGAUGUAAAAAAAAAAACAUUUCAUCUUUUUAAUAGGCUUGGUGUCUGACAAAUACUUUUUUGCAUCUCUGUAAUUCAUGAUCAGUGAUCAAAAUCUUGCAGAAUUGUAGUUGUUGAAGGUCCUCUGUGGUUUGUUCUUCUCCCUCCACCCUCCAACAAGGAGCCAGUUAAUACAAUGAAGGUGACUGGCAAUGGUCCACACACAGCAGAGAGGACAGACGAGUGCUGAUCUCCUGCAACCAUGACGAUUCAAGUCUUGUUUUUUACGUUUGUCCUUACAGGGGGCGGUACAUUAAAUCCAGACUUUCGUGAUCCUCAAGCUAGGCAGCUUGUAUCUAAUGGGACGACUGAAUUUUCAUCAGGUAAAUAUAUAUAUAUAUAUAUAUAUACAUUUUUUAACUAAAGCAUCUUUGAAUUUUAUAAUUUUCUGUAUGAUGACAUUUCAACAAAAAUUUUAUUUAUGCCUUUUUACUAUAAAUGCCUUCUUGGUGUGGCAAGUGGUCAGACAAAAAGCAACAACGCCACCCCGGGUACAGGGUCCGGGGAACCCAAAGCGCUGUAACACAGGCGCGCAUAUAAUUUUGUUAAAAUGAGGCCAAGACAUGGUACCAGUUAAAAGUAACUUUAUUUACACUAAAAUGUAUUAAAAACAAGGGACUCCAUCAAACUGGAGAGGGAGAAAUGGGAGGAGACCCUUCAAGGGCCGAGGCUUACCAACGGAGCGCUGGGCCGACCCACGUGGAGGAGAUUGGCAACCAAAUAAAAAAAAAAAUAGAAAAAUACCCCACUCUGUGGCAUGCACACACACGUGAAUAAAACAAAAACAAAAAAACAGCUAAAUCCACACAUGCCCCAAUUGACCCUCCACCUGUUUUGUCGCCAGACAGGCUCCGUCCCCACACUUGGCCCUAAAAAAAAAGGAGGGAAAGAUAUAAAAACCAGGGUCGGCAAUAUUUUACAGAGGUCUGCUCCCAGGUAGUUAGGGGGAUUGCCUGGAGCUGUGAAGUAUCGUCCUGCUACAUGGGCGGAAACAUUUUUUCGUUUGUAGCGUCAAAUAUAAAAAAUAAAGUAAAUUAAUCUUCUCGUUGUAUUUAUCACUGGUCUUCUGGGUGGAUUUUGUUUGUGUGUGUUUUUUUCUCCUUUCUUUUUAACAGGUGACUUUGGCACAUUUGAGCUUGAUUAUCCUAACCUAGGCAUGGCCCCCCUUCCCCCAGAAGCCAUUGACCCUUUGGAAAUCAGGCCGGAACAUUUCAACCGAAUUUUUAAACCUUUUCGAGACACUAAAGUUGAUGUUUCAUACGAAUGCAGUUAUCAGUCUGUUUUAAACAAGUUGAAUCUCAAGGAAAACAGUGACAAGUACGUUACAACCCGCCCUGUUGCAGACCACCGGCAUUUGACGUGCGUUUUUGUUGAAAUGAGGAUAUAUGCCAUUAUGGAUGUGGACAGAGCAGGAUAAAGCCACACCAAGUCCUCAUCUCAAUGUCGGAAAUUAUGGUUGGGUUGAAUUCAGGAAUGACCAAGUGGUGGUCAGCACAUGCAAGAUGGAAGUUUACAGAUUUCCAUUUGACAUUCAGAGCUGCAACAUCUCCUUCAAAUCUAUCAUGCAUUCUGAUGAUAAACUAAGGUUGUUCUACCAUUCCAACAACUCAGAGCUCACAGAGCAGUCUCGUCAAACAAUCCAGACGCAAUAUGAAUGGAUUUUUCUCAAUAUGACAGUAUACGAAAAAACUGUCAAUCAUUUUGGCUUCGACCAAACGGUGAUUGUUUACACUGAAUUAAGAAAUGGAUUCGCUGUGCAUCUGCUGCCAAAGAAGAUGAGUCUUUUCCUAAAGAGGGUUGCAGCAGUCCCCACACUGAUGUGUCUCUUGUCAUGGAAAAAGUCUAUGAGGAGCUGGGUGAAAUGAAGAAAUCUAAAUAUCUGCUGAGCAGCAGGACAGAAGAUGAGAAGCCUGGCUACUGGACCAGAGUGGCUGAAAAAAUCAACAAAGUCUUUUUUACGUUAUAGCGGUUCUUCUGUUUUUGAGUGUCCUUUUUACUGCGUGGAAUAUUGAUGGUAUUAAUAAUGAAAGAAGAGAAGGAAACACAAGUCACAAUUCAAUAGGGAAAUAUUGCAUGUGUACCAAUACAGAAUGAUAAAAUACAUUAUAUCUUUCUAAAAAGACUAAGUCUAAGUUGUGAAGAUUGUGAAAUUUCAGGUUGAAUUUCUUGGUUUUGAUCAUGUUCUUUUUUGAACAUCCACAGCUGUUUUUAUUUCUGUUAAUUGUCCUCAGUUAUCGAUUUAUGUGCCUGUUUUUCAGCUGGUAUUUGACCGGUCAUCUGUUUUGUCAUCCUUCAAUUACUUCCUUUGUUCGUGGUUUUAUCAUGUUCAACUUUAAGUUUCUGUCAGCAGGUGUUUCACUUUUGUUACAUUUCUUAUUUUAAUUUCAAGUCUUUCCCCCCCCAAAAGCUUAUUUCUAGUGUUGUUGUAAUUAUUUCAAUUUAAGGUUACACUGUACAGUUGUUUUCUAAGGGUGUACUCAGACUGGACAUAUUUAGUUUGCUUUUUGUGAACCAGAGUUCGUUUCCAAUCAGACUGAGCUCUGAGACUCCUCAGUCUGAAUACAAUCUGUCCACAGAGCGGAACCACUGGUCCAAAACGUGCUGCCUUAGCUGGUGAUCUCGUGAUUGAAACAUCGUCCAAAUGUAGCAACCGAUGAGCCGCGGACAAAUGUACAGCAACGAUUGUCGUUUUAAUGAAAGAGGAAAAAAGGCUAGAACUCCUUACUAGUAUCAUUUAUUUUAAGACAGUUGAAAUUUUUUUUCAUGCUUUUUCUGUGUCUCGUUACGCGGCAUGCGCUGCUGCGAUGUCAUCCUACAAGCUUCCUUGCAGUUCCUUAACAGAAUUCUCUUAUAACAAUGGCAUAAAACCACAACGAUGAGACACAACAACUCAUUGAAAUGUGAUCGGAUGAAUACAGGCUCAUCAGACAACUUUUAACGUGACAAACAUUGCUUCUUACUGCUUUCCUCACAAUCUAUAUGUCAUAAACACUUAUCAGUGUAGCUUGUUAGACAUCUUCUUGCCAGUAACUGCCUUGCAGCAUGCCUCCACCAGACCAAAGCAGCAGUAAAAAGUGAUGAGCUUGAUGUUAACACAGGUGUUUAAAAUUCGUCAGCAAAAUAUAAAGUUUGAAUAACCUACCCUGAGAAGGACUGGAAAGCACAGGAUGUCCAUAAUUUCUGUCUGUAGUUGCUUUGCUCCGCCCUCGUAAAUUCUGACCAAUGGUUGAAGAGAUUUUUAUUCACGUGGUUUUGUUUACAAGCUUUGGUUCAAAUAAAAAAAGGCAGCUUGACGGCAGUCUGAAUAAAGACCAAACGCAAGGUUCAGAGCCCGAUAUAACCAAAUUAAGUGGACUGGGAGCUGUUAAGAACCACGAGUUUCGUCAGCUGUGUUAAGAUGCGACCGGGAGCAGUGGGAGGAAAUGACGUCAUCAAACAAAUGUGUGGGAAAAACAAAUUAUUCAUGUAAAUAUUCUGUAUUAUUGUUUAUAGCUAUUUGGGAUGGAGGGAUUUUGUGGGUUUUUUUUUAAUUUGUUUUCUUUGUAAAUGGUUGGCAUAAAUGGCCAGAAUGAAAAGAAAAUGCCUAAUCAGUGGACUAUUGAAAAUUCAGCCUAAUGGGAGGGGCUUAGACUAUAUAAGAGAGAGAGGUUAGUUGCAGAGAGAGGGCAAUGAAGGAAGACAGCAAUGUGCUCCUCUCCCGUGUAAUGCUGUUAAAUAGAUGUAAAAUAAUUUCACUAAGGAUUAUUACAUUUGGGGAAUUGUGGAGAAGAAUAAACCAGUUGCAAUUGGAACACGACUGCCUGGAUCUGUGAAAUACCCAUAUUCGUCACAAGUGGUGUCAGAAGUGGGAUGGCAAGUCGUGGUUAGAAGACAGGUCGCCAUCCCAGGCGUACUGGAUUAUGCUUACAAAUGUGGUGUGUGUUCAUGGGGACAAUCAUGCUUAUCCUCAAACCGAAAUAACUGUGUACAUUGAUGAACAGCCCUAUCUUCUGACUGUUGGGUUGGUUUGUACCAGUGUUGGUACAUUACCUACAAGGGGAAAGGUAAGGUGGCACUAAUCAGAUUCAUCACCAGAACGGUGUUUCAUGCCCAGUAAUUACUCGAGCCCAGGCAAAAACUGGGGUUCUGCCUCUACCAGACUUGGAUGAAAGUUUAUUCGAAGGGGGUAGUAAAGGGCCAAAAAUGUCUAGACGACAACGGCGCUUUGAAAAGCAACUGGGCAUAACUGAACACAAUGUACAAGGUUUGAAUGCUGAUAAAAUGUGGUAAAUACCUGAAAACUUAGCAGAGUUACAAAAGCAGGAUGACACAUUGAAACAGUUGUUUAAAAAAGUGAAGAAUGUUGAUGAUAUAACCAGUAUGGGGAUGGAUUGCUUUAUUAUUGAAAAUGGGUUGUUGUAUAUUUUGAAUGACAACCACAAACGUUUUGUAAUCCCGGUAAACUGUAGACCUAUCAUCAUGCAUUUAGCGCACACAGUUCCGUGGGCGGGGCUUAUUGGGCGCCACAAAACGUACAUGCGCGUUAGCUCCCAAUUUCAUUGGCCUGGUAUGUACACAGACAUUCAAGCAUACUGUAUGACAUGUCCAAUAUGCCAGAAAACAGCAGCUCCUCGCAGAUUGGAUCGGGCUUGUUUUAAGCCGCUUCCCCUCAUCUCCACACCCUUCCAGAGGAUAGCGGUGGACAUUGUCGGGCCCCUGAAGAAAAGCAGUCAGGGACAUCAGUACAUUUUGGUCGUUUGUGAUUAUGCUACUCGAUACCCAGAAGCAUUUCCCCUACGUACAAUCACUUCAUCAGCAAUCAUUCCUGCACUAACUGAAGUGUUUUCUAGAGUCGGAAUCCCUGAUGAGAUGCUGACUGACCAGGGAACCAACUUGGUUCGCGCUUGAUGCAACAGUUCCACAGACAGCUGGGAAUCAAAUCCCUCAGAACUACCCCGUACUACCCAGAGACUGAUGGACUGGUGGAGAGGUUUAACCAGACUUUAAAGCGGAUGCUGAAAAAAUUUGUGUCUGAGACUGGUAAGGACUGGCAUCACUGGCUACCUUUUCUGCUCUUUGCUUACAGAGAGGUUCCUCAGGCAUCCACUGGGUUCUCACCAUUUGACCUGCUAUAAGGGAGGAAUGUUCAAGGACCUCUUCAUCUCCUCAGUAAAGCAUGGGAAGGAUCUGCCAGCAACCAAAAAGAAACUGGUGUGGUGCAGUUCAUCCUAGAGAUGAGGGAACGUCUGUCAAAAUACCAAGCAGAGGCAGAAAUUAACCUAAAGGAGGCUCAAAGAGCACAGAAGACUUGGUACGACCAACAGGCACGUCCCGAGACUUUAGACCAGGUCAGAAGGUUCUGUUACUCCUCCCUUCUUCAACCAGCAAGUUACUGUCCAAGUGGCAAGGGCCUCACCAUCACCCAGAAGAUGGGGCCAGUCACUUAUGAAAUUCAUCAUCCGGACAAGAGGAAACAAUACCAGACGUACCAUGUCAACCUACUGAAGGAGUGGAAAGAGCCACACCAGAGUCCACCAGAACCAGUUGGUCUGGUAGUGAAAGGAGGUGAGACAGAAAAGGACCCAAGUUGGCAUAACUUCACUAAGAUGACUACACCUGAGCUGUCUCAUCUCACAAAGACCCAAGAGACACAAAUACAGCAGGGAUUGCAGACAGUACCAUCAUUAUUCAGAGGCAAUCCAGGCCGGACCAACCUUACAAAACAUGUAAUUCGAUUGAAAGACAACCGACCCAUCCGCCAACGGCCAUACCGUGUCCCGCAACAGUUUGUGGGAAGACUGAGUGAGGAAAUCAGUAACAUGCAGGAGUUGGGAGUGAUUGAACCAUCAGACUCCGAGUGGUGCAGUACCAUGAUCCUCCUCCCAAAGAAAGAUGGUUCGCUUAGGCACUGCAUAGACUUCAGGAGGCUGAAUGCAGUCUCUGAGUUUGAUGCGUAUCCUAUGCCAAGGGUGGAUAAAUUGCUGGAAAGGAUUGGAUUGGCCGGAUACAUCACCACCCUCUGUAAGAGAUACUGGCAGGUGCCUUUGGAACCAGCAUCUCGACCCACACAGCUUUUCGCACGCCUGCAGGUCUGUUCCAGUUUACUGUCAUGCUAUUUGGCCGCCAUGGAGCACCAGCACCCUUCCAAAGGUUAAUGGAUAAAGUCCUUCAGGGGUUCGAGAAUUUCAGAAGGCCGGGCUGACUUUGAAUAGUGAAAAGUGUGAGUGGCCAAAUACUUAGGCUACCUUCUGGAACAGUGUAUAUAUAUGUAUGUGUAUAUAUAUAUAUAUGUAAAAUUACUCCAGUUCAAUUAAAGUUUUUCCA